Phoenix dactylifera (date palm) is the source of this 869-nucleotide messenger RNA. RefSeq lists its product as uncharacterized. NCBI's taxonomy places the organism in Eukaryota, Viridiplantae, Streptophyta, Magnoliopsida, Arecales, Arecaceae. Gene Ontology annotation, molecular function: DNA-binding transcription factor activity; sequence-specific DNA binding. The record is from RefSeq and is a predicted model, not a curated record. Gene Ontology annotation, biological process: regulation of DNA-templated transcription.
GAACAAAACUUUCCCUCAUCUCUCCAUCUUUCCUUCCUCCCUUUAAGUCCUGCAGGGCUCCCUAGCUAUAUCCUUUGGUGGUCGAACUGGUACGAGUCCAAUGGAACCCUUGGACGGAGACGCACCACCCGUGCCUCAAUUCCCUUGCUUCUCACCGCCACUUGCACCAGGCUUGUCUCAGUACUACCCUCCUGCUCUCUCCAACCUGCAGCAGCAGCAGCAGCAGCAAGAGUCUUCCUCACUGAGCUGUGGAGGGGCACCACCAGCCAUUGACUGGGCUUCACUGUUCUUACCGAGCCCGAUAGGGCUGCAGCAGCCGAUGCCGGCAGGAUUGUUACAGGCUGUGGGGAGGCCAGGCGAAGGCGAAGCCGAUGCAACUGGCGGUGGUGGCGUCAAGGAGAAGGGAAAGGGUACUGGAAGGGCAAAGAAGGUAAGCAGGCCGAGGUUUGCCUUCCAGACCAGGAGUCCCAAUGAUAUCCUUGAUGAUGGUUAUCGAUGGAGGAAGUAUGGCCAGAAGGCGGUGAAGAACAGCACUUAUCCCAGGAGCUAUUACCGUUGCACUCACCACACAUGCAAUGUGAAAAAGCAAGUUCAACGUCUAUCCAAGGAUACAAGCGUUGUUGUCACUACAUAUGAGGGAGUACACAAUCACCCUUGCGAGAAACUAAUGGAAGCUUUGAGCCCUCUUCUCAAGCAGAUUCAAUUCCUCUCUCGGUUUUAGAAAUGCUUUCAUUAAGUUGGGUAAAGGAAAAGGCUGCCCAUCUUGACAAAUUGUACUCGUUCUAUUGCAUAAGAUGUAUAAAGACAACUCAAACUUACAGUUUAUAAACUUGUUAAAUGAAGAAGGAAAAAAAAUACUUCUUUAUUAA